AUGCAGAAAUGGGCCCCAGAUGCAUUCCCAGAAAAUUAUUUCGCUUUUGGCGUGCUGGCGGCUGUUCAGGAUGAGCACGGCUUGUCCAAUGCUAAGUUCGCUUGGAGGGAUCACUGGUACCCGGUUUCUUUGAUCAAAGAUUUGGACCCUCUGCUCCCUACCCCGUUUCAGCUUUUGGGUCGAGAUCUCGUGCUUUGGUUCGACAGGUUUGCUUGUGAAUGGGUCGCUUUCGACGACAAAUGCCCCCACCGCCUCUCGCCCUUAUCUGAAGGGCGGAUUGAUGAAGGUGGCAACUUGCAGUGUUCAUACCAUGGUUGGUCAUUUGAUGGCUGUGGAUCUUGUGCAAGGAUCCCUCAGGCUUCAUCUGAAGGUCCUGAAGCUCGUGCUGUUAAGUCUUCAAGAGCAUGCGUUACGAAGUUCUCUACCAUGCAGUCACAAGGUCUACUCUUUGUUUGGCCGGAUGAGAAUGGAUGGGAAAGAGCACAAACUACCAAGCCUCCGAGGUGUUUGAUUAUGUUCAUAUCUGCAAUCUGCUUCCAAUUAUUUUGA
Carya illinoinensis is the source of this 549-nucleotide messenger RNA. Its product is annotated as pheophorbide a oxygenase, chloroplastic-like. Gene Ontology annotation, molecular function: 2 iron, 2 sulfur cluster binding; pheophorbide a oxygenase activity. Gene Ontology annotation, cellular component: chloroplast thylakoid. Lineage: Eukaryota; Viridiplantae; Streptophyta; Magnoliopsida; Fagales; Juglandaceae. The coding region runs from base 1 to 549 and encodes 182 amino acids. The record is from RefSeq and is a predicted model, not a curated record. The transcript has 3 exons.